CGAGGACCCGUGUCUGCACAAGACAGGAGGGGAGCGAUUCAGUGAACCCGGGGGUGGCCAGCGAGGAGAUUCUGGAGCAACGCACUAAAUGCUGGAUGAAUUCGGCAGAUCAGGCAGCGGCAAUGGAAAUUAAUUAAUCAGUCGACGUUUCGGGCCGAGACCCUUCUUCAGGACUGGAUAGGAAGGAGGAAGAAGCCGGAAUGAGAAGGUGGAGAGAGGGGACAGAGGACAAGCUGCCAGGUAUGAGGAGUCCACCAAUCAGCUGAUCAACGAUGAGCUCGGGAUAGCCUAUCCGGUCAUUGACGGCAUUCCCAACAUGAUCCCACAGGAGGCCACAUUAAUUCAGAAAAGUGAAGACGGCAGCAAGGCUGAAGAAAGUUCCCAGCAGUGAGGAGUGGAGGGGACACCUGUGGGAGACUGUGGUCCGCAUGAUCAUUUCCUCGACACCCUGCAGGAUGAUGCCCGUGCACCUGUCCACACUGACCGUACUCGUUCCCCUGAUGUCUCUUGCGGGAUUGUUGUAUUCUGCAGCGUUUGACGAGGGGUUUCCGCAAGGUUGUACCAGUGUGGCCAGUGUCUGCUUCUACAGCCUGUUACUCCCCAUCACCAUUCCCGUCUAUGUGUUCUUCCACCUCUGGAAUUGGAUGGGGAUUAAACUCUUCAGACACAACUAAUUCCAGCAUGAUCCUCCCAGAGUAUUUAGAACUCUCUGAACUUCACCCUGCCGCCAAAAUGUUAGAGUGACAGAGUUCUGCUUUGCUUUGAAAUGUUGAACCUCUUGGUUGUGAGUUGCUGGUUUUCAAGUUCAGGUUUAUUGUCAUUCAUGUGUAUACAGCUAAACAAAACAUAAUCUUUCUGGAGCCAAGGUGCAAAACAAAUUCAAGUUUAAUUAUCAUUCAACAGUGCAUGAAUACAGCCAAACUAAACAGCAUUCUCCCAGGGCCAGGAUGGAAAACACAUUACCAGCAACACAUAGCACAACGUAUACCAAAACAUGGUACAAUAGCACAUACAUCCAGUAACAAAAUAAUGUCCCUGAGUGACGUGGCCUGGAGUUUGACGGGUUGACAUAAAGUGCGAGGUGCAUUCUGUUUUCAGGGUCGACAGUGGCCUUGGUUAACUCGUCUCUCGGGGUGUGGUGUGUUUUUGUUUGUCAAUGUUGUCUCAAUACUUAUUGCAUUGGUUCUGGUUUCAGUGUCCAGUUUGGGUUUCUGUGGUCCUGCGAAAGUUUCCCUGGUCGGACUCCCACCGGGGAGCAAGCGUUGCAGCUUGCUGUCUGCUGUCGGUCAUGUCAGGUGAAGAGGCAAUGGAUUAACCCCCCUGAUUUCAGUUGGGACUUCCACUGGAGUUCCUGGAUCCUCUGCUUCCUAAAGAAGGGGAGGUGUAAUCUAUACUAACAUCUAUCCUGGAGCAAACAUCACCAGAACCAGUGAUCUGAUCUUUAUCACACGCAUCUUGCUCUGUGCAAUGUGCAGCACAGGUCAGGCGCUGAGGUGUGAUGGAGGGACGUGUUCCCCAACCGGGAGAGGUUGUGGGGCCAUUGAUCAUUACACAAAGCAGAGUUCGGAGGCAAUGAACCUCAAAACCGACCAUCACCCACUCUCAGGUCACAGGCACCAAACUAACGCUCGUUCCUGUUUGCCGCGUUAAGUUAAAUAAAAAAACAGUUUGAGCAAUAA
Mobula hypostoma (lesser devil ray) is the source of this 1679-nucleotide messenger RNA. RefSeq lists its product as uncharacterized. Gene Ontology annotation, cellular component: glycosylphosphatidylinositol-N-acetylglucosaminyltransferase (GPI-GnT) complex. Gene Ontology annotation, biological process: GPI anchor biosynthetic process. The transcript has 2 exons. Lineage: Eukaryota; Metazoa; Chordata; Chondrichthyes; Myliobatiformes; Myliobatidae. Bases 429 to 674 code for a protein of 81 amino acids. The record is from RefSeq and is a predicted model, not a curated record.